AGAAAAUGCCAGCGCUAAGCUCGAAUCGGAUGAAUUGGCUUUCUUGGAUGAAAAGGCUCUCUCAUUACAGAAAAUAGACUACAAAAUGAAAAUAUGGAAAAGAUAGACUGAUUGAAAGACAAAGACGGACAACUCAAUAUUUUGAGGAAGAAGUAAUCGAAUUAGAAAAAACAGAUAUCAGCUAGGUUGAAGAGACUACUAGGAAGAACAUGGUACUUGCCUAAGAAAUUGAAGAACUGCAUAAGAUGCUCAAUCUAAAAAAUAUUAUGAUAACUACACAAAGCUGUACAGAAAGUUAUUAAGUGAAGCAAAAAAGCUCUACUGCCGAGAUCUGAUUAUCAGUUCUAACAAUAAAUCGAGAACCGUUUGGAAAAUCUAAAUCAUCAAGUCUGAAGUCUCAAAAAUCCUGAGAGAAAAUAAUAUGCCCAAGCUUGUACCUCUCAAUGUGAACAGCCUGCAGAGCUUAUUUUUUCGUCCGGUCACAGAAGAAUAUAUCUCAAGCAUAAUAACAAAUUUGAAAAGAUCGGAUUCUACUGGAGAUGAUGUUUACAGCACCAAUUUACUGAAGAAAUGUUACAUGCAGGCAACUAGGACUUCCAACAACACUGACUCAGUAUUUGGAUUUAAAUCCAGUUCAGCAUAAAGAAAACUGCUUGAAAAAUGUUCAUCUCGUCGACCAACAAAGAGAGCUGUGUGCAAAGUACGACGGCAUACUUCCCAUUAUAGGUCAUGGAGCAAGGCUGGCCAUAGACGAGUGUCAAAAUCAAUUCGCUUUCUCACGAUGGAACUGCACAGUAUUCAUGGACAGAAACACCACAUUCGGCAACGUAGUAACAAUAAAUGCUGAUCGGAAUGACAGAUUUCCAAGGACGACAACCAGAGUUAGCUUCAGAUUUAGUGGGAGCAGCGUCCUGGGUCCCGCCAUCAUAUCUUUGCGUUACUUCUAGAAGCGAAAUUUCAGGGACAUCGAUCACAUGAACCAACAUCAGGACAGUGACGGGUGUUGCUCCUACUCCGUUUCCACGUCCCACUGACGCAAGAACUCAUCUGUACCAGUAUGACUCACAGAUUUUAUAUUUGACGCGAGGGAAGCAGAGAGGCUGCAUAUCUUUCAGCGAUAUCCGCCUCAAGCCUUGCAUAUGCAGUUACCAGAGUUUGUGCGAAAGGAGAACUAGGCGAAUACUGCGGAUGCGACAGCAGAAUAAAGAAGAAAAAAGCUCAAAAAUGGAAAUGGGGAGGAUGCAGCGAUGACAUACGGUGGGGGGAAAAUUUCAGCAGACAGUUUUUGGAUGUGAAAGAGGAUCCUAACACAGCUUUGGGGCUAAUGAAUUUGCACAAUAAUGAAGCAGGAAGAAGGGCAGUAAGAUCUAGGAUGCUAAGAACCUGCAAAUGUCAUGGAGUCUCAGGUUCGUGCAGUAUGCAGAUAUGUUGGAGGAGGCUUCCUCCUCUAAGAGCUGUAGCAGAAGGCCUUUUCCAAAGAUACGAAGGGGCUUCUCAUGUCAAAUUCGUAGAGAGGAGGAGAAAAAAGCUCAAGGCAAUCAGCACCGAUUGGAAGAAACCUAACAGGACUGAUUUAGUGUUUUUGGAUGAAUCGCCGGACUAUUGUGAAAAGAAUGAAACGUUAAACAUACUAGGCACACAUGGUAGACUGUGCAACAGAACUAGCUUAGGAAUGGACGGCUGUAGACUGUUAUGCUGUGGCAGAGGCUACCAAACAAGAGUUCGAGAACAUGAACAUAAAUGUAAUUGCAAAUUCAUCUGGUGUUGCAACGUAGAAUGUGACAUCUGUAGGUCUAGAAGAGAGGAGCAUGUCUGUAACUAGGUCUUUUUUCUUCCUUAAUGUUUGUAAUUCCUUCUCCUAAUGAUUGUAGCGGGAUGAAAACCAUAUGAAUAGUGUGAGCAGAAAGAUACUCGUUAUAUUUGCAUUAAUGUAUAAUGUUAGAUUCUUUAUCAGGAUUUUCGAGUCAAGAAAAGAGUUUAACCAUUAUUACAAAGUCGUACUUAAAAAAAAUUAACUCUUCCACGAAACAUUUGCACUUAUUAGCGAAAUAAGUUUUAAACAAUGAAUCGCGUUAUGUGGAAAAACAAUUUUCAUUUUUUUAAAGACGGUUUUAUAGAUAGAUUGACAGUAACAUAUUUACAGACACAUUUUGCAUAUUUCGGUUUUAAAACGUUAUGCUCGAGAUAUGAAUUUUUAAAGACGUAUUCACUAAAUCAAUCGAGAUAUCCUUUCAAAUAAAGCCUGGCAGAUUUUCUGAUUACAUAUGCAUUCAUAAGUCUUCUAAAGGCGUAACGUACUUAAAGAUCCUUAUACAAAAACUUGUAUCGUCCUUUAUACUGUAAAUCAGUAUACCGUAUAAAAGUUGAAUUGAAGUUGUAUAAUCAGUUGAAAAAUUGGAAAAGAAAUAAUUUUAACUGGCUAGCAAACAAGUAACUAUGAAUAUAUUUCUUCGUUGAAUGGAAAAAAGUGCAUAUUAUGUAGGCAUUGGUAGAGCCGUAUGUAUAUGUAUGAAUGAGAGUGAAACAUGUAGAAAGUUAUGAAUAAAGGGAGAAAAAGAAGCAUUGUACUUCUUACAAAUGUGGAAUCACUAGAUGGAGCAAUGAGGAUGAAUAUAUCGGUAAUUUAAUGUAUGCUUUGAUUAUAAUUAAUCGCAUCAUAUUUUGCAACAAUAACUUAAUAUGGUAAAAGACGAGAGAUCCAUAUUUAUAAGACACAUCAAAAGAGAUUAUCCAUUUCAGUAUGUUCUAUUCCUAUCUUGGCUACAGGGAGUCACUUGAAACUUCCGUCUACAAUUAAUUCUAUUUUUCAGAAGAGACUAUUUUCAAUCAUAUGUGGAAACAGAAUUUAUUUCAAAUGAUCAAGCGUUUUACAGUCAUCAUGAUCAUUCUCAACAUGAUGGGUAGCGCAAAUCCGUAACUCAGUUCAUUUAUUUCACCCUAUAGUCAAGAGCCAGAAUGAAAGAUAGUAACGAAAAUCAAUCUACGUCACUGUUUCUAUACGCAGUCGCAUUGCGUUAGCAGUCAGAGGAAUAUGAUGAGAUAUACUAUUCUCUUCCAUUUUGGUACUUGAUUUUACUGCCGUGCUAAGCACAGUGGGCGUAUCUGCAGUUUUCGGACGUAUUUAGAUAUUGAUACCGAUAGAAUAAGUGUCAUUUUCUCUACUCAUUAUAUAAGGUUUUUUGGUCGUACCGUACCCUAGUUUUCCUGAUGUUUCGAUGUAUCUGCACAAUUGUCAUGUCUUAUUAUGAUAUAUGAGUUGUAAGUGACUGUAGGUAUGAUUUUUCGCUUAGAAAUGUGUACAUGCAAAUUUUAUGCCUCAAUGAUAUAACAAUGCCCACUUUUCUGCUUUAAUAUGUUGAAUAUUGUUAUUUAGCUCAAAAGCAAGUGGAUGCAGGCUAUUUGGCUUAGAAUUCUAACAUCAAUCAUUUUAAUUGGCUGUACCUGCCUAGUUAUCUGUUGAGAUGAUAUUUUCAAAACAUUUAUUAAUUUUUAUGUAAAGCAUAUAAUUACAAAGUCUGUGAAUCUGAAUUGAUUAUUUCAAGAAGCCCAAACUUUAUACGCCUUUUUCUCGGUUUUAGGUUAGCUCCAGAUACCUCCUCUGUGCUUAGCACGCUGCUAUAGUUGUAUAUAAACUAUUAUUAGCACUCUUUUUACUAGUUGUAGUACAUGAUAUCAAAUCUGUGUAUAUAUAGUUUGAUAGUGUAUGUUUGACUAUUUAUUUAUUUUAUAUAUGUAGCAAAUUCAGUAUUAUCUGUAAAUGUAUCUCUGAAUAUAAUGAGUACUUAAAUAUAA
Messenger RNA from Acanthoscelides obtectus, 3792 nucleotides. Lineage: Eukaryota; Metazoa; Arthropoda; Insecta; Coleoptera; Chrysomelidae. The record is from the annotation of a GenBank genome assembly.